This is a messenger RNA of Trematomus bernacchii (emerald rockcod), 977 nucleotides long. RefSeq names its product dual specificity phosphatase DUPD1-like. The transcript has 4 exons. The record is from RefSeq and is a predicted model, not a curated record. NCBI's taxonomy places the organism in Eukaryota, Metazoa, Chordata, Actinopteri, Perciformes, Nototheniidae. Gene Ontology annotation, cellular component: cytoplasm. Bases 106 to 732 code for a protein of 208 amino acids. Gene Ontology annotation, biological process: protein dephosphorylation; negative regulation of MAPK cascade. Gene Ontology annotation, molecular function: MAP kinase phosphatase activity; protein tyrosine/serine/threonine phosphatase activity.
CUAAUGAAUACAUGUCAGCUGUGGAAGAGUUGAGGGUGCUGGUCUGCAAUCCUGCUCAGUAACGGAUUUAAAGCUUUAAAAAGUUACAAGAAAGAGAGGUGAGCUAUGUCCUCCUGUGAGGUGAGGUCCAGAGGCAGGAACCCGUACGCGGCGGUGCGGGUCGACCCAGACAGUGACUACAUCACCCCGGGGACUUUAGACCUGGAGCAGCUGUUCUGGACCGGCACUGGGGCUCAGUAUGCACACGUUAACCUGGUGUGGCCCAGAAUCUUCAUCGGGGACGAGAAAACAGCUCUGGAGCGGCCCAGCCUCAGGGACCUGGGUGUUACACAUGUCCUCAAUGCAGCAGAGGGAAAGUUUAAUAACGUGCUGACUGGUGCUGAUUACUACACUGACAUGGAAAUACAGUACUUCGGUGUGGAGGCUGAUGACAAACCCACCUUCAACAUGUCCCAGUACUUCUGCCCCUCAACACAGUUCAUCCACGAAGCCCUCAUUCAGCCGCAGAACAAGGUUCUGGUGCACUGUGUGAUGGGUCGCAGCAGGUCAGCGGCUCUGGUCUUGGCCUACCUGAUGAUGAAGCAGAGCCUAACGGUGGUGGAUGCGGUGGAGCAUGUGAAGCAGCGGCGCUGCAUCCUGCCAAACCACGGCUUCCUGAAACAGCUCAGAGCCCUGGACAUCAGGUUACAAGAGGAGAGGCUGGCACAAAAAAGAGACAUGCAACAACAAUAGCUCACAAAGAUAACGGAAUGACAGAUAAUAUGUGUUUACUACUUAAAUGUGUCUUCUAAAUCCCUCUCAAAAAUAUCAAAAAUGUUCUUCAGGUUUCUUUAACUACUGUAUGAUUAAAAAAAAAUAUUUUCCACAACUGUGUCAUGGGUGAAAACGUUUCUUGUACGAACAAUCAGCCUGUAGCGUAUGAGUACAUUUAACACGCCAUCUGUGUGUUUUCCUUUUAAAAAGCUAAUAUCAGUAGU